Messenger RNA from Mustela erminea (ermine), 1330 nucleotides. It is a transcript of the gene PDZD9, whose product is annotated as PDZ domain containing 9. Bases 85 to 1107 code for a protein of 340 amino acids. The record is from RefSeq and is a predicted model, not a curated record. Gene Ontology annotation, molecular function: protein binding. The transcript is spliced from 5 exons. NCBI's taxonomy places the organism in Eukaryota, Metazoa, Chordata, Mammalia, Carnivora, Mustelidae.
UCGCGAGUUCGAAACAGUUGGGAGUUGGACCCACUCCAGCUUCGGCUCUGGGAGGCCCUCUGAGGGGCCUGCCCUCCUGGGGCCAUGAAGAAGGCCGUCCUAAAAGACAAAAACGAAACACAAACUGGCUUCAACGUCAAGUCAUCUGUGCACAACUUGAGCAAAACUCAGCAGACCAAACUCACUGUGGGGAACCUUGGCUUGGGCCUGAUCGUCAUCCAGAACGGGCCCUACCUCCAGAUCACCCACCUCAUCAGGAAUGGGGCUGCGGCCAGGGAUGGAAAACUCAAGCCAGGUGAUGUUCUGAUUAGUGUUGGCCAUGCCAAUGUGUUAGGAUAUACUCUUCGAGAAUUUUUAAAACUUUUGCAACACAUCACCAUAGGAACAGUACUACAGAUCAAGAUUUACCGAGAUUUUAUUGACAUACCCCAAGAGUGGCAAGAAAUCUAUGAUUUAAUCCCUGAGACCAAAUUCCCAGUAACGCGCCCAACAAAGAAAACUGAGGAGUCAAAAGAUGACCUUUUGGCAAGCAGUGAUGACAACGAAGAUGUAGUUUCAGAUAAAAACCUUAGGUAUUAUAAAGACCCAGGGUCCCCUGGGCCUCAGUCUGCAACAAGACCGAUGUCUAUCUCCAGAGAGUGGCAUGGAUAUAAAAAGGAGAACCAUACCAUGAGUGUAGGGAAAGACACUCAGAGUGACGUGAUGAUUCACAGAGAUCACAAGAAAGAAGUGAGAGCCCCUUCUCCAUACUGGACCAUGGUGAAGCACGACAAGGAAAGCUCUUCCUCCUCCACCGCCUCCUCCACCUCAGAUGCAUUUUGGAUGGAAGACUACGCCCAGGCUGAGAAGAGCAAGGUUCCACCUGUAUUGAAAGCUCCCACCCAGGCUGAGAAGAGCAAGGUUCCACCUGUAUCGAAAGCUCCCACCCAGGCUGAAAAGAGCAAGGUUCCACCUGUAUCGAAAGCUCCCACCCAGGCUGAAAAGAGCAAGGUUCCACCUGUAUCGAAAGCUCCCACCCAGGCUGAAAAGAGCAGGGUUCCACCUGUAUCGAAAGCUCCCUCCCAGACUGAAAAGAGCAGGGUUCGACCUGUAUCGAAAGUUGCUUAGGAGGCAGUCUGCAAGUUGGUGAUCACAUAGCAUCUAUCUUGAACACACCCAACUUUUGUGCAUUGCUCUGCACAGGUUUGCUAUACUUACAGUAAUAUGUGCAGACUUCACAAUUCUUUCACAAGAGCAUUGUAAUGCCUUCAGAGACCUUCUUCCAUGUGAUAGCCAAACACUGCCCUGGGGCCGGCCAGGCCUCCCCACCUUAUUCUCAAAAUAGCAAUGU